Mytilus trossulus (common blue mussel) is the source of this 591-nucleotide messenger RNA. RefSeq lists its product as uncharacterized. The transcript is spliced from 5 exons. The record is from RefSeq and is a predicted model, not a curated record. The coding region runs from base 55 to 591 and encodes 178 amino acids. Gene Ontology annotation, cellular component: trans-Golgi network. NCBI's taxonomy places the organism in Eukaryota, Metazoa, Mollusca, Bivalvia, Mytilida, Mytilidae.
UUGUAAAUAGAUAUAUGUAAUACAUGUAAAGAAAUUGAAUGUAAUGUUAGAAAUAUGGUUGUAUUCUUAAUUUUGAUACACUUGUGGUUUUCAUAUUUCGCCCGUAAUUGUGAGGCAAUAAAAACUGUGAAUUCUUGUAAAUGUGAUUUAGAAGACGGACAAGUAAUCGAUCUCUCUAAAUUGGCCAAGAAAGACGGAUCAGCAAGAUUUGUUGAUAUUCAUGAUGGUCUUGGUUCUGAUACGUUUUCGUACAAUCCAUGUAAAGGAUUUAUUCAAGGAUCUUGCAGUGAUGUUGCGGUAUGUCAAACCAGAGGUACAGAUAAUUAUAAUGCUGGGGACCAAAAAGGAGCUGUUUGUUUUCAGGAUAAUACAGGAAUAUCCAUCGUUUAUACAUCCGAUUCGCCAGUUAUGACAGAAAAUGUAAAAAGAACAACAGUGCUUUAUCUAACGUGCGAUAGCAGCACAGAGGGUGACCUCCAGGUACAAGGAGAAAUCACAGAGUCAACAUAUCUGAUGACAUUAACAAGUAAAUAUGCAUGUCCGUUUACACCAUCCUUACUGUCGGCUGGGUCCAUUCUUAUCAUUGUGUAA